Molecule: messenger RNA, 1144 nt
Organism: Doryrhamphus excisus (bluestripe pipefish)
Lineage: Eukaryota; Metazoa; Chordata; Actinopteri; Syngnathiformes; Syngnathidae
Gene: taco1
Product: translational activator of mitochondrially encoded cytochrome c oxidase I
Cellular component (GO): mitochondrion
Source: RefSeq, a predicted model, not a curated record
AGCUCACAUAUUGACGUCAUCAAAACCCGGAAGUGACGGGUCCUCCUCGCCCAGCGAGCCCUUGUGUGUAUAACGAGGCAUGGCGGGGCGGGCGGUGCUAGGGUCUCUCCGGACCCUGCAACCCCUUAAUCGGGUUGCUACUACCUGCAUUCUCGUUACCCGGUGUGAGCCAACACUACAGGAAGUCCCCCGUGUUGUGUUUCCGCUGUGUAGGACGCUCCAUCAGAGCCCCCCCUUGUGCGCAGGUCACAAUAAGUGGUCAAAGGUGAAACAUGUUAAAGGACCCAAAGAUGAGGAGAGGUCACGACUUAUUAUGAAGUUUGGCUUGAUGAUAAAGGUUGCUGUGAAAGAGGGUGGAGCCAAUCCAGAUAUGAAUGUAAAUUUAGCAAACAUCCUGGAGCAAUGCAGGAACAAGAACAUCCCAAAAGCAUCCAUAGAGGCUGCAAUUAAGAAUGCGGAAAAGGGAAAGCCAGCAGCUCCGCACAUGUUUGAAGCUCGAGGACCAGGCGGGUGCUUUCUACUCAUUGAAGUCUUGACUGACCAGCCCCCACGCAGCCAACAGGGAGUCAAACGUGUCCUCACUAAACACGGUGGGAUGCUGUCACAGGGAGUAAGCAGUACCUUCUCAAGAAGGGGGGUCGUGGUGGUGCCGGGUCAGAGCAUCACAUUGGAGCGAGCGCUUGAACUGGCCAUCGAAGCCGGCGCCGAGGAUGUCGAGGAGACGACGGAUGAGCAUGAUGCUCCCGUUCUGCAGUUUAUAUGUGACAUUGCCGACAUGUGGAAGGUGCGGGCAUCACUACAGCAGUUGGGAUUGCAGGUGACGUCCACCGCCUCGGAGUUUAUUCCUCGUACCUUCCUGCCUCUGGACCAGGAGCAGCUGGAUGCGGCUUCCACACUCAUAGAGGCACUCAGUGAUGUUCCGGAUGUGGUUCGCAUUUGGGACAAUAUCCAGGUUCCGAGCUGAGAGACUGUGGAUACUUUCACACAGAAAACACUGAUACAUUGAUGUGUAUCAUGCAAGGAUGGGCAAACUUUUUGACUCACUGGCUGCAUUGAGUUAAAAAAAUUGACUUUUUACAUCUGAAUUUUACAGAUUAUUUUUAUCUGGAAUAUGAAAUAUGAAUGAUAAAACAUGGACUAUUAA